ACGACUUCUCUGAGAGAAAGAAGUAGCAUCUGCAAGGGCCAUGCUGUUCCUGCUACUCCCCUUGCUUGCUGCUCUCUUCCAAGGAGGUGACAGUGGGUUUGAGGAGUCUAUCUCCUACCAUCUCAUGCAAACCUCAUCUUUUUACAACCAUUCCUGGGUACACGUGGGCUCAGGCUGGUUGGGGGAGCUGCAGACUCACAGAUGGAACAGCAGCUCUAAUGCCAUCAUUUACCUGUAUCCCUGGUCCAGGGGCAACUUCAGUAACAAGGAGUUGAUGUAUGUGGAAAGGUUGUUCCAGUUAUACUUCAAUGAGCAUCAGGACUAUUAUAUUUCUCAAUUAAUGUUUAAAGGUCCCUUUGAUCUGCAGGUGACAGCAGGCUGUGAGCUGCACUCUGGGAAGGGCUUCCUAGGCUUCAAGCAGGUAGCUCUCCAAGGACAGGACUUCAUGAGCUUCCAGAAUGAAACAUUCUUACCAUCUCCAGAGGGUGGAGAAAAGGCCCAGGAAGCCUGCAAACUGCUCAAUUUCAACGAAGCCUACACACAGAGGUUACAUAGGCUCCUCAGUGACACCUGCCCACGUUUCACCCUGGGUCUUCUAGAUGCAGGGAAGGCUCAUCUCCAGCGACGAGUGAAGCCUGAGACCUGGCUGUCCAGUGGUCCCAGUCCUGGGCCUGGCCAUCUGCUGCUGGUGUGCCAUGUCUCUGGCUUCUACCCCAAACAUGUGUGGGUGAUGUGGAUGCGAGGUGAGCUCCAGGAGCAAGAGGGCACCCAGAGAGGUGACAUCCUUCCCAAUGCAGAUGGGACGUGGUAUCUCCAAGCAACCCUGGAUGUGGCAGCUGAGGAGGCAGCUGGCCUGGCCUGCAGGGUGAAGCACAGCAGCCUAGGAGGGCAGGACCUUCUCCUCCACUGGGCACCUCAGAGUGCCCUGGGCUUGAUCCUCUUUGCCGUGAUAGUGGCCCUGGCUCUUCUGACAGGUCUUGGAUUUUGGUUUAUAAAACGCUGGAUACACUGUGAAGCUCCCUGAAGUUCUGGCCCUCUGAAGUGAGGACACAGUCUACACCUGAACACCACAGGGAUUUGUUGUUCUGACCCGGCUUCUGUGGGUUUAACAAUGAAUG
Urocitellus parryii (Arctic ground squirrel) is the source of this 1118-nucleotide messenger RNA. RefSeq names its product T-cell surface glycoprotein CD1a-like. Gene Ontology annotation, cellular component: external side of plasma membrane. The record is from RefSeq and is a predicted model, not a curated record. Gene Ontology annotation, molecular function: exogenous lipid antigen binding; endogenous lipid antigen binding; lipopeptide binding. Lineage: Eukaryota; Metazoa; Chordata; Mammalia; Rodentia; Sciuridae. Gene Ontology annotation, biological process: antigen processing and presentation, endogenous lipid antigen via MHC class Ib; positive regulation of T cell mediated cytotoxicity; immune response.